GUUGUGGCCCGCGACAAAGAUCACACAGCUCGCUUACGCUAUGCAUUUGGCGACAUCACUCUUGGUGAAGGCGAAGGAUCACGCUACUUCAGUAUCAAUGAGACGACAGGCGAGAUCACCACUUUGGGCGGACAAAUCAAUUCGCAAAGCCGGCUGGACAGAGAAGAUAAGGAUACGAUUUUCUUUUCGGUGGUCGCAACUGACGACGGCUGGCGUCUGGAUCAAGGGGCCUACAGAGAUGGGACUGAUGCCAUUGGGGCGAGUGGAACGGCAGAGGGUGGAGAAACUGGUGAGC
Molecule: messenger RNA, 295 nt
Organism: Protopolystoma xenopodis
Lineage: Eukaryota; Metazoa; Platyhelminthes; Monogenea; Polystomatidea; Polystomatidae
Source: the annotation of a GenBank genome assembly